Penicillium angulare is the source of this 1584-nucleotide messenger RNA. Its product is annotated as putative mitochondrial carrier protein. Bases 1 to 1584 code for a protein of 527 amino acids. The transcript has a single exon. Lineage: Eukaryota; Fungi; Ascomycota; Eurotiomycetes; Eurotiales; Aspergillaceae. The record is from RefSeq and is a predicted model, not a curated record.
AUGGCAGAAUACAAGCUCACCUAUGAGUCCCAGUUGGUAUGUCCCAAGCACUCGAAGAUUAAGAACACCCGUCCUGUUCCAACCCCGCUAACACAACGCUCCUCACAGGACGCAUUCCACCCCUCCUACCGCUGGGAAGGCACGGAUUCAAGCGAAGACUGGAAAUCUAAAGCCCUCCGUGGCCCUGGCCUCCCAGUUCUAGGCAAUGCAGUCGCCGGCGCUGUAGGGUCCGCCGUCUCCAAUGUCGUCGUCUACCCACUCAACGUAAUCGUCGCCCGACUACAAACCCAACAAAAGAGCUCCAAAUCCAAAUCCAAAUCUAGCACAAAGGACGAAGAUGCCGAAGAAGACACCGAUGAAGAGGAAGAAGAGAAAGAAUACACCAGCCUCCUCGACGCAGCCUACAGAAUCUAUCUCCAACAAGGCUUCGCGGGCUUCUACCCCGGUUUAGCACAAGACACAUGCAAAUCCGUCCUGGACUCAUUCCUCUUCUUCCUAGCCUACAACACCGUUCGCCAGCGCCGAAUAAUUGCCCGCGUAGGCGCUGCCCGCGCAGCCAAGAAUAAAAACAUCGUUCUUCCCAUCCUUGAUGAACUUGCCGUCGGCGUUGUAGCAGGUGCUUUUGCAAAGCUAUUCACCACCCCGUUGUCAAACAUCGUCACCCGGAAACAAACAGCCGCUAGUAAAGGUGGUGAUAAGGAUAUCUCGACAGGGGACAUAGCUGCUCAGAUUAAGAGGGAGAAGGGUAUAGCUGGGUUUUGGUCUGGAUACUCGGCUUCGUUGAUUUUAACGCUUAAUCCUUCUAUUACGUUCUUUUUGAAUGAGUUUCUGAAAAGAGUUCUUCUUCCGCGCGCGAAGAGGGAGAGGCCUUCUUUUGCUAUUACUUUCUUGUUAGCUGCGCUGAGCAAGUCUGCCGCGUCUUCGGUGACGUAUCCUUUUUCGCUGGCGAAGACACGUGCGCAGGCGAUGAGUGGUUCAAAGAAUGCAUCAGGAUCUGGUCAGGUUUCUGGUUCGAAGUCUGUUUUGUCUAUGCUUACGCCUCAAAUUGUCGCUACUGUUAUUGCUAUUGCUCGUGAAGAUGGAAUUCCUGCCCUCUACGCUGGUUUAUCAGGUGAGGUUCUCAAAGGAUUCUUCUCGCAUGGAUUCACUAUGCUCGCGAAAGAUGCUGUUUACGGUUCAAUUGUGAGAACAUACUAUCUCUUCCUUAUGCUUGUGCGUCGAUACCCGUCGCCGGAGGAGUUACUUGAGCGCGCUCGCGAGCAGGCAGAAGAAUAUAGCGAGAUUGCGCGUGAGGGGGCCCGUGACCUUGCUGAAAAGGCAAAAGAUGGUGCCGAGGAGGCAUUAAAUCAUCAUUCGGGAGGUGUGGCUGUUGAUAUGACUUCUAAUGCUGUGACAGCUGCUACAAUUGCGAGUAGAAGUGCUAGCCAUGGUGUUGAUGCAUCGUCUGGGUUGAAGGUGUCCCCUGUACUGGAUGAGAUUAAUGAGACUGCUGAAUUGGUGGGUGACUACGUUGAAGAUGCGGCAGAAGAAUGGAAGAGCUUCUAUCACUGGUUUUGGGACAAGUAUCGGGGGUAUAAGGAGUGA